This is a messenger RNA of Phytophthora sojae, 1434 nucleotides long. RefSeq lists its product as hypothetical. Bases 1 to 1434 code for a protein of 477 amino acids. The record is from RefSeq and is a predicted model, not a curated record. The transcript has 6 exons. NCBI's taxonomy places the organism in Eukaryota, Oomycota, Peronosporomycetes, Peronosporales, Peronosporaceae.
AUGACAAAGCUUUUUGACAACAAGAUAAAUGAGUUAAACCUCUACUUUACCAUUACUGCUGCGUUGUCCAAAAGAAUAUCACAAGAAACACUCGACAAGGCUAAAGGCAAGAGUACUACUUCGUUAGGCGACGUUUUAUUCGAGUUCUUGUGUAACAAGCCACCUUACCAUUAUUGGUUGAGAAAGAAAGACGUAACUUCUAGAAAGGUCAAAGUUGUAACCGAAGUACGAAACAUUCCUAAAGGAUAUAGAGUCUAUGCAACUACUGACAGAGAAUAUGCAUUCGAAAAUAUCAAACACAGGGACUUACUCAAGUGUUUUGCCAUGACUGUGGAAAACAUCUGUAUUAUUAUGUCCUAUACGCCUACAGAUGAAGAAGUAAUAUCCUUCGCUACAUUGGUCUACAUGUGUACUCUAUCUGAUUAUAGAGAAUCAGUGACGAGCAUCGAACCCAAUCCUCUACCUAGCAAACUGCCAUUGAAUUACUUCACUGUAGCUAAUUUGUGUGGAGUCCCUAUAGCGAGCAAAGCAUUCGCCAGGUCAGAAUGUAUGAUAAGUACUAUGUCGCCUCCUGUAGCAGUAGCUUUGGGUAACCUGACUAGGAUAAUUAAUACUCAAUAUUCUCAGGUCUUUAAAAUUCUCGAAGAAGAAUUCCAACCUCAAACGGACGUUUUAAGAUCAUGUGAUGGGAGGACUAUGGCUAUAUUAGAAAAGAAUUCCACACCCUUCGUUUACUCGUUUUCUUUGUCGGAUACGAUGAAAGUCUUUAGAGUAUGCAAAGAUAGAGUACCUCAGUUCGGGGCACUCUACGUCUAUGACGGUUAUGACAAAGACACCGGGUAUUUAGUGAAAGAGAGUGGUUUUAGCAUGAGAGUGAAACGAAGCAGUAAACCACUAAGAGCUAUAGUGCGUUUGAACGACAUGAGAGAAUUUACAAGGCGAAUGGGUGAUGACUCAGUUACCGACGAUGGUACUACUUUCACUGAAGGAGUUUAUUUCUCGGAUGGUAUUAGAGCUUUCGGUACGGGUAUCACAGUCGAGAGGAUUAGAGACCUAUACAAGAACUACGUAGGAAAAAAGCUGUCAUCCGAUGAAUCCGGGUCUUCAUCCGACUCGCUAUUCGACUCUGUGGAAGAGGAAGAAAGAGGAGACGAAGAAGAGGAACAAGACGAAUCCGAGGAUACGGACGACUCGGGUGACGAUACCGAUGAUGAUAGAUCCGACAGUACUGAUGAAACUGAUGAUGACGACGAUAACGAGGAUGACGAUGACGAUGAAGAUAAUGACGACUUAGAUGAACUAGAUGAACUAGACGAAGCGGAAGACGACGAGGAAGAUGAAGACUCUGAUGACACAGAAGAUGACUGUGACAGAUAUCCGUCAGAUGAACGGUCUUCUCCUUCCGUAAACAAGGACGAGUCUACGAUCGCGUGA